CAAUAGAAACGGGCCUCGUGUCUGGCAAGCACCUCCCUUCCCUCCCCUCCUCGCCAGUGCUUAUGCUUUAGGCAUCCCACGUUAAGCUCAGUUAGUAUUGGGUAUUUGACUGUGCCGGUGAAUAAAAUAAUCAUUCCGACACAGGGGGUGUUGUCGCGAACCUUCCAGAAAUGAAACUAAUUCUUUUAACAGCUCUAUGGCUGUGCCUAAGCAUUUCGGUACGGUGUGAUGAUGACAGCGAGGAGGCAACAGUUACGGAAGAACUCGAUGAAAGUGCACCAGAAAAUCCAGAAGAAAUAGUUUAUGUCAGCCCAACACCUAAGGGUCAUAUUUAUUUUGCUGAGCAUUUUGAUGUUCCAGAAGAAUUUGAGGCCAAAUGGGUCCGCUCUCAGGCAAAGAAAGAUGGAGCAGAUGAAGAAAUAGCAAAAUAUGAUGGAAAAUGGGCAGUUGAAGGAUUGUUGAAAGAUGGAUUAAAAGGGGAUCUUGGUUUGGUAUUGAAGUCGAAAGCCAAACAUGCUGCUAUUUCUGCUUCAUUGGAUAGGCCAUUCAUGUUCACAAACAAACCUUUGAUUGUUCAGUAUGAUGUUACAUUCCAAAAUGGACAAGAAUGUGGUGGAGCUUAUAUUAAGCUAUUGACUCAGGAAACAGGGAUGAGGUUGUCUCAGUUCACUGACAAGACACCUUACACAAUUAUGUUUGGUCCUGAUAAAUGUGGAAAUGAUCAUAAGUUACAUUUCAUUUUCCAGCAUAAAAACCCCAAGGAUGGUUCCUAUUCAGAAAAACAUGCAAAGAAGCCUAGUACUAGGCUAGAUGAGUAUUUCAAGGAUGGAAAGCCUCAUUUGUAUACUCUAAUGAUUCACCCUGAUAACACAUUUGAUGUAUCGGUUGAUUACAAAAUAGUCAAUAAAGGAACACUUCUAGAAGAUUUUUCUCCACCUGUAAAUCCCCCUGCCGAAAUUGACGAUCCUGAAGAUAGUAAGCCUGACGACUGGGACGAACGAGAAAAAAUUGCUGAUCCCGAUGCGAAAAAGCCGGAUGAUUGGGAUGAAGAUGAACCUGAGCAAAUUCCCGAUGCAGAUGCCACAAAGCCUGAUGGUUGGCUUGAUGAUGAACCCGAGAUGAUUCCCGAUCCUAGUGCUGAAAAACCGGAAGACUGGGAUGAAGACAUGGAUGGUACUUGGGAGGCUCCUCUCAUCAAUAACCCGUCCUGUGAAUCAGCACCCGGAUGUGGCCCAUGGAAGGCACCGAUGAAGGCUAACCCUAAGUUUAAAGGCAAAUGGCGAGCCCCCAUGAUUGAUAAUCCAAAUUACAGAGGAAGAUGGAGACCACGCCGAAUCCCCAACCCCGAUUUUUUCGAAGACAAACAUCCAUUCAAUAUGGCAUCAAUUGGUGCUAUUGGACUUGAGCUCUGGUCCAUGUCAGAUAAUAUUCUUUUUGACAACUUCAUUAUUACCGACGAUAAAACAGUCUCCGAGCAAUGGGCAGCCGAAACAUUUGAUCUGAAGAGGAAUCUCGUCGACAGAGACCAGGCGUUUGGUGAGAGCAUUCGACGAUGGAUGAAUCGAAAAGAGAAUGCAUUCAUGGUGUAUGGCAUGUAUCUCUCCUUGCCAGUUACACUCUACAUUUGGUUUCUGUGGCGCAGAGUGGUUGAGGAAAAACAAGAUGCCGCACGCGCAGCUCUGGCUAAAAAGACAGAUGACGCAGUUGAAGACGACGAGGGAGCAGAAGAAGCAGUGCAGAAUGAGGAAGAGUCCGAGGCUGUGCCACAGUUGGAAGGAGAUGACGAAGAGGUAAAAGACGAUGACGAUGACGAUGCCGAUGCCAAAGAAGGCGAUGAAGUCGAAGAAGUCGAAGAAGAUGCUGAACGGUUGGAAGAUGCACCUGCGUCCGAAGAACCUGUGGUAGAGAAGGGAACCCGCCGACGAGUUCGAAAAGAUUGAGUGUUCCUAGGUGUUCUAAAUUUUUGUACGUUCAUUUGAAGAAAUGGGUAAAAGAACAUCAAUGAUUUGAUAUGCAAAAAGAACAAGGAAACAGAAGUUGUCUUUGUAGCACUUUUUAGUGUGCUAUUCUGUAGAAACGGAACACAGUUUCGGGUAUGUCCAUUUAAUCCUAUUUCAUGUCUCAAGAGCGAAAUAUCAUCCCUCGAGAAUUUUCUAAUAGUGUGUGUUGGGAGUUCAUCAUUCGCAAAAAUUGGCACAGAACGUUAAAAAAAAAGAACAGUGUCAAGGAAUUAAUAAAGGGGAAUGCUGCUAGAACCGCAACAUUCCUUUCGAUUAUGUCCGGCGUUGGAUUUUUUAAUUUUUUAUUUAAAUCCUCUUUGCUGUUCUGUCUUUGAUGCGCGUGCCUUUGGAUACCCAUAAAGUUUGUAAUCCAAAUUUAAAUGGAUCCCUAGUCACCUAAUUGGCCGUUUAUUUUCUUUAUUAUUAUUAUUAUUGUUAUUAUUUUCCCCUUUGGUCUUUCCAAUCAAAAAUUUUGGUUAGUGUGAAAGGUAAGACAUCCGUUCUUCCAUUUACGACACUUUGCCCAGAAGAAUACGGGAUCGUUGUGCUAAUAUGAUCGAGCUUCAUCGUUCGUGCAUUAUUCACACCGAUCCUAGGUUUCGUUUUGGUUUAACAAGCUUCCUUGUACGUGCGUCUCUAGCUCUAUUCUCCAGCGUAGCGUAUCCUCUCACGUGAAAUUAAUUUUUUUAAUUCUUUGUCUUUUGAAAUGAUCUUUGAAUAAAUUAGCCGUAAGCCAUA
Molecule: messenger RNA, 2738 nt
Organism: Daphnia magna
Lineage: Eukaryota; Metazoa; Arthropoda; Branchiopoda; Diplostraca; Daphniidae
Product: calnexin
Exons: 8
Coding region: 171-1940 (589 amino acids)
Biological process (GO): protein folding
Cellular component (GO): endoplasmic reticulum; endoplasmic reticulum membrane
Molecular function (GO): calcium ion binding
Source: RefSeq, a predicted model, not a curated record